Molecule: messenger RNA, 459 nt
Organism: Phragmites australis (common reed)
Lineage: Eukaryota; Viridiplantae; Streptophyta; Magnoliopsida; Poales; Poaceae
Exons: 4
Coding region: 1-459 (152 amino acids)
Source: RefSeq, a predicted model, not a curated record
AUGGAGAUGGGUUACGCGGGGGACCGGAUCUGUUUCUACCGUCGAUUUGUGAAGGAAUUUAGCACCAUUGCUGCCCUGAUCAAUGAGUUACUAAAGAAAGAACUGCCUUUUCAAUGGGGUGACAAAAAAGAGAAGGCAUUUGAGGAGCUGAAAGCUAAGUUAACAGCAGCACCACUCCUUGCACUACCAGAUUUCGAAAGUAUCAAGGACUUAUAUGCUAAUGAUUCAUAUUUCACUGAACCAUAUUCCAAGUGUGGUAAUGGAAAGGGCUGGGAAAAGUAUCACUUGCAUGAUGGAUUUUUGUUUCGAGCUAACAAACUGUGCAUUCCAGAUUGCUCGGAGCAUGUUAACUUUGAUGCAAGCAAGCGUUCUGAAGUUGUCAAGAAGAUUCAUGAACAAGCACGAGACAACAUUGAGAAGAUGACCAAGCUGUACGAGAUGCGCGCCAACAAGAGAUGA